UUAAAUAUUUUUUAGAGUGUACCUUUGCUCACCGCGUUCAAAAAGUGCUAUUUUCACCACAUCGGUCCACAGGACCUUUAUCCAAAAUGUAUCGUGCAGUCGGACGCUGAUCUUUGUGGUGAGGACGCAGAAAGACGUUUUAUUCUGAGGAAUCUUCCAUGAAGGCCAUUUUUGUGCAGGUGUUGCUAAACAGUUGAACAGUGCACCACAAGUCCAGAGUCUGACCAAUCUUUUGGAGGUUUUUUGCAAGUCAAAGCUUUGCUAGCAAUCCUAUGAGCAGUUCUCUCGAAUAUUUUUCCAGACCUGAUCUUGACCUCCACUGUUCCUGUUAACUGCCAUUUCUUAAUUACAAUCCAAACUGAGGAAUUCGAUACCUGGAAACCCAUUACAAUCUUCUUAAAGCCUUCCUUUUCUUUGCUGGCGUCAUCAUUUUCAGUGCGCCAGGUGAUAAGAGGAGCCUGGGUAUUUAUAAAUUUGAGAUUUCUAUCACCUAAAAUUCUAAUAUUUGCUAAUAUUGCUUAAAAUAUUGCUCACGUGUUUCAUGUUUAACUUUAUGUCUUUUGGAGAUCAUUUCAUCUUCCACUAGCUUAACUGCAUACAUUUUGACCAUAGGUGCCUACACUUUUGCCACUGUUAAUUUACCUGAAUAGUUCCUGUAGUUUAAUCUCCAUAUGGGAAUUGUUAGAAGAGAACUUUACAAAGAAAACGUUUUUAGAGAUUUACAGUUUAUAUUACAUUAAUUUGCUAUUAUACAUAUUUGUUUCACUUGUGCAUUAACACAAUCAUCAUCAAACAGCAAACUUUCAGAGAAAGUUGAUGAUCGGCUUCAUGGUACUGUCAAUGUCUGAUCGCAUUGGUUUGGUUUUUGUCAACUUUAAACAAUCGUUGUAACCCUGAGAUUGUUGAAUUAACAUCAUGGUGCAGUAAAGGCUCCUGCUUUAAAGGGAUAGUACACCUUAAAAUCUUGUUGUUCUAAACCUGUAAUAAACACAAAAGAAGAUAUUUUGAGAAAUGAUGGUAAACACACAGCAGAUAGUGUCCAUUGACUUCCAGAAUUGCCACAGCUGUGUUGAGCUGUGUUAGAAAAUAUGUGAUAGUUUGUUAGAGAAAUGCAUUUGAAUAAAGUUUUGUUUCAUAUGGUAUGGACUUCUAUAUGAUUUCCUUCAUUGUGAUGAUUUAUUCAUUCAUUUAUUCAUCUUUAUUCAUGUUUCCUGUUGCUUUAAGUAAAUAAAAUAAAAUAAUUUAUGUUGGCCUACUCUUUUAGCGCUCAUUAUGCAGGCAGUUUCAGACUCAGCCACUGUCUCUGUGACUUUCUGUAUGAGAUUGACAUCUAGUGGACUUCUUUAUUAUAUGACUGGUUUGCACACGUUUCAUAAACACACCCAGGAAGUUCUCAAGUUCAGUGAAACUGAAACUAAAUCACUGUCAGGGUUGUUAUGUUUAAUCUUUUCUAAAAUGGCAGAAGCGAGUGUUUCUUUGUUUCAGGAUCAGUUUAUCUGUUCAAUCUGUCUGGAUCUACUGAAGGAUCCUGUGACCAUUAACUGUGGACACAGUUACUGUAUGAGCUGUAUUACCGACUACUGGGAUCAGAAGAGAGACUACAGCUGCCCUCAGUGCAGACAGACCUUCACUACAAGACCUGUUUUAGGUAAAAACAUCAUGCUGGCUGAAGUGGUGAAGAAACUGAAGAAGACUAAACUACAAACUGCUCGUCCUGAUCACUGUUAUGCUGAACCUGGAGAUGUGAAGUGUGAUGUCUGUACUGAGAGAAAACAUAAAGCUGUCAAGUCCUGUCUGGUGUGUCUGAACUCUUACUGUCAAAAUCAUCUUGAACAACAUGAGAAUUUAUUCAAAGGGAAGAAGCACGACCUGAUAGAUGCCACUGGACGACUUCAGCAGAUGAUCUGCCCACAACAUGAGAAACUGCUUGAGAUUUACUGUCGUACUGAUCAGCAGUGUAUAUGUUUUCUGUGUAUGGUGGAUGAACACAAUAACCAUAAGACUGUAUCAGCUGCAGGAGAGAGGACUGAGAAACAGAAACAACUAAAGGAGACACAGAGAAAAUCCCAUCAGAGAAUCCAGGAGAGUCAGAAGAAGCUUCAGGAGCUGAGAGAUGCUGUGGAGACUCAUAAGCGCUCUGCACAGACAGCAGUGGACGACACUGAGAGGAUCUUUACUCAACUGAUCCGAUCCAUUGAGAGAAGACGAUCUGAGGUGACACAGCUGAUCAGAGAUCAGGAAAAGACUGCAGUGAGUGAAGCUGAAGGAGUCUUGAAGCGACUGGAGCAGGAGAUUGAUGAUCUGAGGAGGAGAGACGCUGACCUGGAGCAGAUUUCACACACAGAUGAUCACAUCAAUUUCCUCCAGAGUUUUCAGUCUCUCUCUGUUCCUCCUGGAUCUACAGACUCACUCGGCAUCACUGUCAGUUCUCUCCUCUCUUAUGAUGAUGUAGGAAAAUCUUUGUCUUAUCUGAGAGAGAAACUGGAGGAUUUCUGCAGAGAAGAGAUAGAAAAAAUAUUGGACAGAGUAAAGUGGAUUGACAUCAUUUCCACCCCUGAACCAAAUACCAGGGAGAAGUUCCUACAAUAUUAUCGUCAGAUCACUGCAGAUCCAAACACAGUAAAUAAACGUCUCUGCAUAUCUGAUAGGAACAGAGUGAUUACUGACACUGACAAAGACCAGUUGUAUCCUGAUCAUCCAGACAAAUUUGAUGUUUAUCCUCAGGUGUUGUGUAGUGAGAGUGUGAGUGGACGCUGUUACUGGGAGGUUGAGUGGAGUGGUCAGGUGUUUAUAUCAGUGUCAUAUAAGAGCAUCAGCAGGGAAGGUAACAAGUGUUUAUUUGGGAGUAAUGAUCAGUCCUGGAGUUUGAAUUGUACUGAAUCUAGUUCUUCAUUCUAUCACAAUAACAUUAAGACUAAACUCCCUGUAGUGUCCAGAUCUUCUAGAAUAGGAGUUUAUGUGGAUCACAGUGCAGGAUCUCUGUCCUUCUACAGCGUCUCUGACACAAUGACCCUCAUCCACAGAGUCAACACCACAUUCACUAAACCUCUCUAUCCUGGGUUUAGAGUUUACUUUGGAUCAGUAAAACUGUGUGAUCCAACAGUAUAGAUAAUAAAGGAUAAUACAAAUAUUUUUGUUAUGGUAGUAGUAGGGGUUUUCAAACUACACUUGACCCCACAUUAUUUUUGUUCUAAACCCCGGUUUUAACAACAGCCACAUUAAAAAUACUGUAGUAUGAUAUAAAGUAGAAUUUACUAUAGUAAACUGUAAAAAUUAUUGAAUUUGCUGUAGUAUAUAAUAGUAACUAUACUCCAUUUACAUUAUACACUUGGCAGACACUUUUAUCCAAAGCCACAAUCCAAGUGCAUUUUAGGUGAACUUUUGCACUGCUAAAGCAAUGCUCCACAAACUGAGCUACUGGAACACCUACUAUAGUAUACUUACUAUAGUAUACUAUAGUAUUCUGUAGUAUUUACCAUGCCUAUAUGCUGUGUUUCUAUGCUAGAAACUAGACGCCUGUUUCAGCAUUUGUGUGUACAGAAAUAAAGUCAAAUGGCAACAAAAAAUGGCUGGAGUAAAACAUCUCAAGGAGAAAUUAUUUUUGGACAUUUUUCUCAUAGAUGUAAAACAACAGACAGUUUUCAGUUGCACAGUGUAUUCAGUCAGUUUGACACCCCUUUAUUUAUCCAGUCUUGACUCUUGACACCAUAGAUAUGUACAGUAUAAAGGCUAGAUGUGUUACGGCGGAGUCUCUAUAACGUCAUCGCCUGGUGGCCAUCUUAACUCAUACAGCUCGCUUACUCAUAGAAUUGUGUUUACUGGUGCAGGGACUUUUAAAUGAUCAUAACUUGCUCAAUUUUCUACCGAUUUUCAAACGGUUUGGUUUCUUACAAACGUUAUUAACAUGACUAUAAUUCUGGGUGCUUUAACAUGAUUCAUGAAAAUUAUUCAUUAAGUAUGCAGUGUCAUAGAUACAUAUCUGAUGUUUAUAACAAACCAAACCGUUUGAAAAUCGGUAGAAAAUUGAGCAAGUUAUGGUCAUUUAAAAAGAAAAGGGUCCUUUAAACACAAUGCUACGAGUGAGCGAGCGCCCUGUGGUAAGAUGGCCGCCAAAUGCAGACGUUCCACUCAAUUGGCCAGCAGCACGAGCGAGAUAUCUAGUAGGGGUCUAACGAUUAAUCAUGCAAAUGCGUGUCACUAUUCCAGGAAAUAUCUACAGGAAUAUUUAUAUCGCUGUUCUUCAAAUUGUUUCAGGUAUUUUCAUGAUAAUAAAGAAUAUUCUGAAUGAUUUUGUUUAACGAGUGUUGCUCUUUUAAAUGCAUGUUAUAAACGACUCUGACUCAUAAUGAUUUUAGAUUAAUAAGGACUUCCUAUAGACCAAAUGCUGUGGUACAAGCUGUGCAUAAAACAAAGAAUCGCAGCCUUGCGAUUCAGAAUCGAUUUCAGACAGGCAUUUUUUAUGGGACACACAAUUAAUCGUUACAGCCCUAACAUCUAGCCUUUAUACAUAUCUAUGUUUGACACUACAAAUAUACAAAUGUUAAAGGGGCAAUGAACCUGUUGAUUUUAUUGUUUUAUACUGUUGUCUAAGGUCUACUUAUGAUGUUCACGU
Messenger RNA from Paramisgurnus dabryanus, 4612 nucleotides. Its product is annotated as tripartite motif-containing protein 16-like. The record is from RefSeq and is a predicted model, not a curated record. Lineage: Eukaryota; Metazoa; Chordata; Actinopteri; Cypriniformes; Cobitidae. Gene Ontology annotation, molecular function: protein binding; zinc ion binding.